CAUCUCCCUCAUUUCUCAAUCUUCUUCUUCUUCUUUUCCAGUCACUGCUAAUGUGACAGACCCCACUUGAGAUCCACCACAAUGCCGCCACCAGCCACACUCUCAGCUUCCUCCUCCUUCACCCUCCUCUCCCCACCUCCAAAGCUCUCUUCCUUCCUCCCCAAUCCCCACUCCUUCCACUCCUCCACGCGCUACACGCCCUUCACGCGCCUCCGCCACUCCCCCUCUUUCACUCCCCGAUGCGCCGUCAUCGAGAAGGAGACGCCGGAGACGGAAAAGCCCGAGACUUUCCUCCGCGAGUCGUCGUCGCCGACCUCCGUCCGCGCGCGGUUCGAGAAGAUGAUACGGGAGGCGCAGGACACUGUGUGUGAGGCCAUCGCCGCCGCGGACGGCGUCGGCACGUUUAAGGAGGACGUGUGGUCGAGGCCCGGCGGCGGCGGCGGGAUUAGUAGAGUCUUGCAAGACGGCGCCGUUUGGGAGAAGGCUGGGGUUAAUGUGUCUGUUGUGUAUGGGGUUAUGCCUCCUGAGGCUUAUAGAGCUGCCAAGGGCGCCGCCGCUGAUCAAAAACCCGGGCCGGUUCCGUUCUUCGCCGCCGGAAUUAGCUCGGUUAUGCAUCCAAAGAACCCAUUUGCGCCUACAUUGCACUUCAAUUAUCGGUAUUUCGAGACCGAUGCUCCCCAAGAUGCUCCUGGAGCACCUAGGCAAUGGUGGUUUGGAGGUGGAACUGACUUGACGCCUGCUUAUAUUUUUGAUGAGGAUGUUAAACAUUUUCAUUCAGUUCAGAAAAGUGCGUGUGACAAAUUUGAUCCGUCCUUCUAUCCUCGGUUCAAGAAAUGGUGUGAUGAUUAUUUCUAUAUCAAGCAUCGUGAUGAGAGACGAGGGCUUGGGGGAAUAUUUUUUGAUGAUCUAAAUGACUAUGAUCAGGAGAUGCUUCUUUCUUUUGCCACUGAAUGUGCCAACUCUGUGGUCCCUGCCUACGUACCAAUUAUAGAGAAAAGGAAGGAUACACCAUUUACGGACGACCAUAAGGCAUGGCAGCAAUUGCGGAGAGGACGUUAUGUUGAGUUCAAUUUGGUUUACGAUCGUGGAACAACUUUUGGCCUAAAGACAGGAGGUCGAAUCGAGAGUAUUCUUGUCUCUCUUCCACUGACUGCUCGGUGGGAAUAUGACCAUAAACCAGAAGAGGGAAGCGAAGAAUGGAAACUACUAGAUGCUUGCAUCCACCCAAAGGAAUGGGUUUAAUGUUAUGAAGUAUAUUAUGUAUCAUUUUAAGAUUUUUACUUCUUUUAUCUCCUUCCAAUCCCCCCUCCCUCCCUCUUUUUUGUUUCUUUAAUAGUUGAGGGUUAGAAAUUCAUCAAAAGUAGUGUAUCAUGUACAAGCUGAUGUAAGUUUUGAAUAAUGUUAGAAAUGACAAUUUU
Molecule: messenger RNA, 1418 nt
Organism: Fragaria vesca subsp. vesca
Lineage: Eukaryota; Viridiplantae; Streptophyta; Magnoliopsida; Rosales; Rosaceae
Product: coproporphyrinogen-III oxidase, chloroplastic-like
Exons: 8
Coding region: 82-1242 (386 amino acids)
Cellular component (GO): cytoplasm; chloroplast stroma
Molecular function (GO): coproporphyrinogen oxidase activity
Source: RefSeq, a predicted model, not a curated record